GGAGCUGACAUGGACCCAAAUCCUCGGGCAGCCCUGCAGCGCCAGCAGCUCCGCCUUCGGGAGCGGCAGAAAUUCUUUGAGGAAAUUUUACAGCCGGACACAGAGUUUGUCUUCCCCCUGUCCCACCUGCAUCUCGAGUCACAGAGACCCCCCAUAGGUAGUAUCUCCUCCAUGGAAGUGAAUGUGGAUGCCCUGGAGCAGGUAGAACUUAUUGACCUUGGAGACCAGGAUGGAGCAGAUGUGUUCUUGCCUUGUGAGGACCCUCCACCAGCCUCCCAGACAUCUGGGCUGGAGGAGCACCCAGAGGAGUUGAGCCUCCCAAUGCCGACGCCAGACAGGACUGCAUCCCGCACGUCCUCGUCAUCUUCUGACGACUCGACCCACCUGCACAGCCCAAAUCCCAGUGACGGUGGGGUAGACAUGCCCUUGGCACAGUCUGAUGAGGAAGAGGAUGGGGCUGAUGGAGGGGCAGAGCCUGGAGCUUGCAGCUAGCGGUGGGCCUCCAUCUACAGACUGACCGAGCCGGCUCU
Molecule: messenger RNA, 530 nt
Organism: Neogale vison (American mink)
Lineage: Eukaryota; Metazoa; Chordata; Mammalia; Carnivora; Mustelidae
Product: dysbindin domain-containing protein 2-like
Biological process (GO): negative regulation of protein kinase activity
Cellular component (GO): cytoplasm
Source: RefSeq, a predicted model, not a curated record